AGCAAUAUUCACAUUUUUUAUUCUUGUUUUGUUUAGCCAAUAUCAAAUGGAACAGAUGAUGAUUCGAAGAGUGAAUCAUCUCCUAUAUUUUCAGUAACUGAGCAGAGCCUCAUGUGCAGUGGAUGCACACAGGAAAUUCAGGACAGAUACUUACUGAAGGUGAAUGAUUUAUGGUGGCAUAUAGACUGUCUGGAGUGCUCCGUGUGCAGAACCUCUCUACACCAGCACAGCAGCUGCUUCAUCAGGAACCAGGAGAUAUUCUGUAAGAUGGAUUAUCACAGUAUGUUUGGUAUAAAGUGUGAUUGGUGUGGUCAUCACGUCAGCGCUACAGACUGGGUCCGCAGGGCUAAGAACCACAUCUAUCACCUGGCCUGCUUCGCCUGCUUCUCCUGUAAGAGGCAGCUGUCCACAGGAGAGGAGUUCGGUUUGGUGGACAGCAGGGUUCUGUGUCGUGUUCACUAUGACAUUGUGCUGGAGAGUAUGGCUGCUGAGCAAGGUUUAGGUCAGAAUGGAGUUUUACCUUCAGACUGUUUGUUGAAGCCUUCCAAAAGAGCCCGCACCUCCUUCACCUCGGAGCAGCUCCAGGUGAUGCAGAGACAGUACACCCAGGAUAACAACCCUGAUGCCCAGACUCUGCAGAAACUGGCAGACAUGACAGGACUGAGUCGAAGAGUCAUACAGGUUUGGUUUCAGAACUGCCGUGCAAGACACAAGAAGCACCCUGGCAUGAUGCUGGAUGAACUUCACUAUUCAUCUUUUAGAAAAGCUGAGACAUCACAGCUCUCAGACGAGCAUCAGUACAUCACUGAUGAAUCAUUCCCUCUGACAGCUGCCCAGAGCCUGGCCACGAUGGUUCCUCAUUCACCUCUCAGUUACCUGCAUGACGACUGAAUUAGCAACACAAACUCAGCAACAUAAUUAAUGUGUAUUAUAAAACCAAAUAUCAGUAUAUUUAAAGAGAAAUACUCUAUUAUACAUAAUAAAUUACUCAA
Messenger RNA from Astyanax mexicanus (Mexican tetra), 992 nucleotides. RefSeq names its product LIM homeobox 6b (gene lhx6b). Lineage: Eukaryota; Metazoa; Chordata; Actinopteri; Characiformes; Acestrorhamphidae. Gene Ontology annotation, molecular function: DNA-binding transcription factor activity, RNA polymerase II-specific; RNA polymerase II transcription regulatory region sequence-specific DNA binding. Bases 112 to 891 code for a protein of 259 amino acids. Gene Ontology annotation, cellular component: nucleus. The record is from RefSeq and is a predicted model, not a curated record. Gene Ontology annotation, biological process: forebrain neuron development; regulation of transcription by RNA polymerase II; neuron differentiation. The transcript has 7 exons.